Peronospora belbahrii is the source of this 1698-nucleotide messenger RNA. The record is from the annotation of a GenBank genome assembly. Lineage: Eukaryota; Oomycota; Peronosporomycetes; Peronosporales; Peronosporaceae.
AUGUUUCAUAUGCGUCGAUUUAUGCCGCCUCUACGAGCGCAUGGUAAGCCGCACAUGAAGCUUGUUGGGAGUCAUUGGCCAUCCGUCUCGUUUUCAUUGUCUUCCUCGUCACAGGACUGGCGUCAAGUCGUGGCCGAUUUCCAGCGCAAAGCAAAUGACACAAGUGUAUCACUGCUGGCGGCGGAUGUUGAAAACGUCGUCCACGUUUGUAUGCAAAGUGAUCGUACACGAGAAGCACUGGACGUAGUGCACAAAGCACAGAAACGCGGUGUUGUGGCUCCACUACAGUUGCAGGUGCAAAUUUGCUGCUCGUGGGCUCGAAAGGGCCAGCCAGAACGGGCACUAGCCAUGAUGUUAGAGCUACACAAACAGUUUAGUGAGCAGUUUGGAUUGCUGUCAAAGACACGUGGAAGUGUCUACGACCCGUUGCUGUCAGUGUUCAAGUCACAGGGUGAUUGGCGCAGCACGCAUGAUGCCAUUGCACAAAUGCAUCAAUUAGGCAUCACGCCUACAUUGCGUACGUUUCGGGUGCUCAUGUUAACAUUGGCGAAAGCUCGUCGAAAGGAUACGUUGCUGACAACGGUAGAAUUUGUGGAGAAGAAAUUUCCUGAGGUUUGGACGGAUGUGACCACGCUGACAGCCAUAUGUCAGGCACUUGUGGGUGUUAACGAGAACAAGCGCGUGUUGGAUAUCUAUCGCAAGCUUGACGGCAAUUGGGCUCGUGAAAAGGCUAGCACGAUGCUGUUCAAUCAGUUUCUGCUUGCUGCAUUCCGUAGCAAAAUUACCAAAUUGGGUGGCAAGAAGAGGGACAAACGAAUGAACAAAGGGACAUUGUCGGACAUGCAGGUAGCGAUGGACAUUUUCGAUCUCAUGCAACAAGCGCGCAAUGCCACACCUGAUGACUUUACAUUUGCAACCUAUAUGAUAGAACUCGAGAAGCGUGGUGAAUGGGAACGUUUGAUCGAUCUGUUUAACAGUAUGCUAGCUACUCAAACACGCAAUGAGAGCAGCGUAAGCAACAAAUCGCAGACACUGGUGAUUAAUGCGCUCUCUUGCGCUGCUGUAAUCCGAGCUCUUUACAAGCUUCAUGCGACCAGUGAUUCUGCCAAUGAUAUGAAUGCUGGGCCGCAUAGAGCUACCCAACCCAGCACGACUUCGAGAGGUCCGCAGCGAAAUCUGAAGCAGGACUUGUCAGUCGUGCUGAAGCAACUGCAGACGAUAGAUCUUCGAAACAUUAGCCAUGCUUCAACACUGAUUGAUACCCUGGAUGAAUGUAUGCUAUUCACAACAGCGUGCCAGACGUUUCAACGUAUGCUGGAUGAAGGUCUUUUGCAAAAGACUCCAUGGAGGCUGAAAGACGGAUAUGAAAUUGAUUUGCACACAUUCUCUCGCGGUGUAGCAAAGUGUGCGGUCGUAUCAGCGUUUAAUGAGAUCGCACGCUCCCAGCAAGGUAUCGGUGAUACGUCGUUUGGAGGCUAUACCUCAUUGCAAAAUGUUCGCAUUAUCACGGGUGUUGGUAAACGCAGUCGUACGUUCAUGAAGCCCGUGCUAAGGCAAGAAAUCACAGACCUCCUUACCAAGUCCAGUCGACCACCACUUUGGCCUUCAAUACAUCCGACUAACCCUGGUGUUCUCCUUAUACGCCAUAACGCUCUGCGUAAAUGGCUUCAGAAAGGUGGUACCAUCCGAUACUUUUGA